AUGAUUCAUGUACCGAAAUUCAGCUCAAUGUUCGCUCUUUCCAUGCUUAACUUAGCUUCAGCUGCUCUUCUUCUACUGGUCAUUAUGAUACAGUGUGGAUCAAAAAAAAAAAAAGGUGCUACUGGCAAUGCCCAACAAACACUCUUGCUAUCUCCAAUGGAAGAACAAAAGACACAGUCAAUGAAUGAUAAAGCAAACGUAGGCGAGGCUGGCAAAGAGAAGGAAGAGCAGAAGAAGUCGACACAAGAAGGCUCGAAAAAGGAAAAGUCCAAAAAAGAAGAAUCCAAGAAAGAGGGCUCUUCAAAAGAUGGCUCCAAGAAAGAAAAAUCAAAAGAAAGCUCACGGCGAGUGAAGAAAGAGGCCGGAGAUAUCGCAACAACUCAACAAAGUGAGAAAAAAGAUGAGAUGAAAGUAAUGCCAACACAAAUGUUACCAGUACAUGAAGAAAAAGAGGCGGAGAAAAAAGAUAUUGUAAACAAGGAGAAAGAAGCAAAGAAAGACGAAAACAAAGCAGAAAAGAAAGAGAAUGAGAACGAAGAUAAAAAGCAGGACAAAAUGGAUAAAAAAGAAGGGAAUGCAGACAAAAAAGAAACCUCAUCUGUAUGA
Thelazia callipaeda (thelaziosis nematode) is the source of this 606-nucleotide messenger RNA. NCBI's taxonomy places the organism in Eukaryota, Metazoa, Nematoda, Chromadorea, Rhabditida, Thelaziidae. The record is from the annotation of a GenBank genome assembly.